Molecule: messenger RNA, 684 nt
Organism: Colletotrichum graminicola M1.001
Lineage: Eukaryota; Fungi; Ascomycota; Sordariomycetes; Glomerellales; Glomerellaceae
Exons: 4
Coding region: 1-684 (227 amino acids)
Source: RefSeq, a predicted model, not a curated record
AUGUGGGGGUGGCCCGGAAGUAGGGUGGGGGGGUUAUGGUAUACCCCACUUGUCAGCAGCAGCCCUGUUACCGCUAAUCUGUCUAAUACAACGCUAAUCUACGCCCUCCUCUACGGCUACUACUCUAGCUUAAAGGUUAGUAGUCUCUGGGAAGAGCUUAAGAAGGCCGACGGCGCGUUAAGGAAGAACCUGUUGCAGGUGGACAAGCUCGCCGCUGUACAGCUUCUGCGCGAGUUCUUCUGCCGGACCGCGGACGGCAAGUUCCUUAGCUAUCUAAUUAUUCGCUACGCUAACACUUACACCAACCUGCUCGGCAGGGACCUAGACAUCUGCUACCUCAACCUCGUCCUCAACCUCCCCGGCCUCCUACAGGCCGUAUACGACGCCAAGGCGGCCGAUAAGCCUAUCCUAACCCUUGCUACCGAGCUGUCGAAAGCCAUUAGUUUAGGUAGUAAGGUGCCGGCCCCUAGAGCGUACCUCUACGCCUUCACCAAGCUGAAUAGGAGCCUGAAGAUAAAGACUAAGAUCCUUAUUAGUACCUACAACCUCGCUAGCACGGGUCUUGACGACCUUAAGGUUGCUAACUACCUCGUCUACUAUAGCGUGAACAAACACGCCACCAAGGUCUCCCAAGCAAGCGGCCGCAUCAACCGGCAAGGACAGCCGCUGACCUGCUUUAUCUAG